GUUAGGGCGGGCGAGAUCAGAACAAUCGAGGAAGUGUGUCGGGACCAUUGUCAAACCGAAAGUUGAUUUUGUUUGCGUCCAUAUUUCCUUCGAGAGGAAUUUUCUUUCCUAAUGGGACUGAUCUGCAUUAUAUGAGGGUUGGAGAUGAUGGAACCUAGAAAUGAAGCCCAGCAUUUCGUGGGAUGUGAUCUGUGUCAGCAACCAGUCUCGUUUUUCUGCAGACGAUGCGGGGUCAAUCUCUGUGACCCCUGUGUCACCAUACAUCUACGCGUGAAAUCUACAAAAGUUCAUGAAAUUGUAGAUUUCGCCAGCAAGGAUGACGACGACACAUGCCAUUGUGAUUCCCAUCCCAAAAACGAUUGUUCCGCAUACUGCAAAACCUGUGAUGCUCCGAUAUGCAUCCUUUGUGUAUCUAUCAAACACAAAUCGCACGAAAUGUCUGAGCUGUCCGAUAAAAUUGAAGAACUUUUAAAGGUUAUCGCGAAAGAAAAUGAUCGACUUCAGUCAUCCAAACAUGAAUUAGAAAAAAUUCUUGAUCACACGACGAAGAUGUUGUCCUCAAUAUCCUUAUAUUACAAACAGAGGAAAGAUGAAGUUAUGGUGCGAGGAGAAGAGUGGCACAAACAGAUUGAGAAGACCGUGAAUAAACUUAACCAGGAACUGGAUGACAUGCAAAAGGAACACGAGGCUGUACUACAGAAACAAAAGAAAGAAUUUGAAGAAUUGAUUGGAAAACUGGAUGAAAUGAACGGGAAAACAGUAAAAUUAAAGAAAUCAAAAAAUAUUAAAGAAAUGCAGACUUUUGUGCCAGUGAUUCAGAAUCAGAAGAAUUUAAAUGAGUUCUCACAGUAUUCGUUACCGACAUUUUAUGAAGGCAAAAUAGAUUCAAAUAAUUUGCAUACUUAUUUUGGAUACGUUGAAAAAAUGCAAGAGAAAAAAACUAUAAUCUUGGAAGAUGAAUUCAAACAAAGGGAGUUACCGGGUAGAAGAAUAUUAGAGGUACCAACAGUUACUUCUGUUAUAGACUCUGGGUUCCCUGCUAAUGAAGAGAAUAAAAAUCGUCUGUAUGACAUGGCCGUUACCGACGAUAACAAAGUGUGGAUGGGAGGAGCAAGUUAUGAACUGAAGUUGUUUGAUCUACAGGGACACCUCCACCACACCGUCAGCAUUACUAACAAAGGCAUGUACAUAUGUAUGUACAACAAACAAGUAGUGUACACAAUAAAUGAUGGCGUGAGAAUGAUAUCCGACACUGACACGGUGGUGACGAUGUUCACUACCGGGGACUGGAAGCCAUUCGGCGUCACAAGCUCCGCGUCCGGUGAUCUACUGGUCUGUCUCCGUAAAGACGAUCAGUCCAAAGUCGUCCGAUACAGCAGUACCGGUACCGUGCUCCAGGAAAUCCAGUACGACUCGCAGUGUCAACCUUUGUACAAAAACGCGACUUACAUCACUGAGAAUGUCAACGGGGACAUCAUUGUAACUGACUGGGAGAAAAAAGCAGUCAUUGCUGUCGAUAAAUUUGGCAUAUUCCGGUACUCGUACUCGGGGAAGGACAGUAAAUUUAAAGCUUCCUCAGUUGCCACUGAUUUUUUCGGUCACGUCAUCGUUACAGAAAAUCCACGAAAAAAGAUUCACAUGCUGGACAGAGACGGACGAUUCCUGAGGUACAUCAUUCCUGAAGGAGGAAUAAAGAAUCCACGCGGCGUGUGUAUCCUUGGUGACGGUGAGAUGAUGGUGGGAGAGUGUAACACCGGAAUAGCCAAAAGAAUCAAAUACAUAGAAGAAUGAAGGCACGUCUGUGUUAUUUCUCAUUGUUACAAUAACAGUAAUUAGUAUUUGACAUUUAUGACUUUGACUUUUACUAUUUCUACAACUAUACUGCAUAGGUCUUGUAUCCACUCAUAUACAAUAGAGUAUAAAACUCGACUCAUACAAUAUAUAGACUGUAUAGCUAAAAGUAAAAAAAUAAAAGAAGAAGAAAGAAAAAAGCUUAUUCCACAACACCUCUUAAUUAAUGAUAGAAUUUAUAUAUCAUUAGAUGUUGCGAUAUAUAGGAUUGCACAAUGCGAAACAAUUCAAUAACAUUACUUGAUUUCGAAUUUUUACAGUACGUUCAUUAAUCUCAAUGUGUUAAUCAAAUAUUUGUUUUAAUUAAUUUUAUCAAAAUUUUUGUAACGGCAGAAAUUAGUACAGCACAAGGCACUCUGUCUGGAGCUGCAUUCGUUGUGUGAUAAUGGAGGAGGUAAAGAAAUAUUAGUAUACCGACAUUUUAAUGAUGAUAAUGUAUAUAGACAUUUUAUUCGUUCCAGUCAAUAAAGUGUAUACAGUCAAAACUGCCGAAGCGGCCACCCCUAUUAAGCAGUCAUCUGUCGUAUGCGGUCAUUUUAUUUCUUCCCGAUGAUAUAUCCUAUAUAAUUGCCCUCUAAAGAGCGGUCACCUGUCUAACGCGGUCAGCGGUCAUCGUAUUUUGAUCCGAAACUGCACAGUCGACAUGCAUUAGGCGGCCAUUUUGGCCGGUCACAUGAUUUACACCCGGGGAUUUUAAACAUGGCUUCCGAAUGUCGGGUAGUAAAUGUAAACAAUAAUUAUACGCUCGAGGCGAGAGAAACAAAAUUAAUCGAUGUUUUUAUAAUACAUAAUUGGCAGAUCAGAUACGAAUGGGAAUCAAGUGAAUUGUUUAAACAUGUAUUAACAAUGUUUGUUUUAUAAACAUGAAUAAAAUAGGUAUCAAAAAUGUCCGCGGCGAGGCAAGAGAAAAUUGCUUGAUUUAAUAAUAUAAUUUUGAGUUCAGAUACGGUGGGUUAAAAACUUGAAAAUUGUUGAUUUGUAUUAUAAGUGAUUGUUUUGUAUAUAUACGGUACUCAUGAAAAUAGUUAGUGUUAUAAUUGUGAAAAUGUCAGCGAAAAGGUUUUACCACGUAAUGACUUUUAAAUAAUUUUAAAAGACAUAAAAAUUGCAUGCACAAUGCACUGUUAUGUAUCUGUACUUAUUUGUAAACAUAAAAGAUACUAUAAAACAUUUAAUCAAUUAUUUUAUCUAUCAUUUUAUGCAUUAUUGUUUAAUUGUGAUCAGGGACGUAUAUACUAACAUAAUUAUAAAUAUAUAGCAUAUACAUGUACGUCCCUGUUGUGAUAAUUGUUUUGAUAAGGUACUUGAUGCUGGCAAACUCAUAAGUCUCUAUUCAAAGUUCACCUCCGUUAAGAGGUAACUUUGGGUGCCUCCCGCAGGUGACUGCUUAAUACAAGUUUGACUGUAAUAUUAUAUGGUUUGCUAUUGAUUACGUCACUUGCUUUUAUGAUAAUAAAUG
Magallana angulata is the source of this 3310-nucleotide messenger RNA. RefSeq lists its product as uncharacterized. The record is from RefSeq and is a predicted model, not a curated record. Bases 145 to 1791 code for a protein of 548 amino acids. The transcript is spliced from 2 exons. Lineage: Eukaryota; Metazoa; Mollusca; Bivalvia; Ostreida; Ostreidae. Gene Ontology annotation, molecular function: zinc ion binding.